CUUCAUGGACGACUUGAUGGCUGCUUAUGACCCCUCAACCAGUACUUUUGUUUUUGGUGAAGGAGAAUCGAAGAAGGUGUUCGACUUCACAGCUGGGGAUGUGGCACGUGUGUACAACCUUCCUCUCGGUGGUGCUGUGAUUGAUUUGAAGAACGUUGAGGGGGGGGGGGAUGCUCGACAGUUUCAGCGAUGAAGUUGGCAUGAUUCCUAACAGGGCUUGCAUGGUUCCUAUCAAGAAGCUGCAACAGUUGCCCAUUCCAGCCAACGGUCCUAGAACACCUGUUGCAAUUGCUGUCAAGCAAUUCUUGCUGCUAGCUACUGGUUCGAUGCUCGUGCCAACAUUUUCUCGGAGGUGCAAGAUGGACUUUGCCCCUUACCUAGGUGGGAGUGUUGAGGACGUGAGGGUGUACGAUUGGUGUACAUUUAUUGUCUGUGAACUGAAAGUAGAGUUGACUGUUGCCAAGAAAAAAGAACAUAGUGCAAGGGCGUUGGGCUCCCCGUGCGUGUGGGUUCUCGGAUAUUUCUACUUCUUGAUACUCCAUCUGCUGGACUCUCUAAAACUAGGCGGGUUGCACACAAAGACCAUACCUAGCUGCCGGUUUUGGUGGAAGCAAAGUGUCGAGAGGGCAAGCACAUCUAUCCCCUUAGUCAGGGGAAGAUAUGACCUAGCUGCCGCUCUGCUGAGUAGAAAAGAAAUCGCCUCUCGCAGGCAGCUCCAGCCGGUGGCUAUUGGGGGUACUAGUGCAGCAGCUGCCAGCAGUUCAGCUCCUCCUCCAGAUCGUGCACCGAUGCCCACCGCGGAAUGGUGGGAGACUGAAGAUUUGACUAGCCUUUCGCUAGGGCAGCUUAAGGUACUAGGUGGUUCGAUUGACCGACAUUUGGGAAAAUUGGUGGACUUUGCCACAAAACUGGGACAGAUGAUAGAAAAGAGAGAGGAGCAUGACAGGUGCAAGGUCGUGGAUUCCAGGAGGAGACCUUUGGAGAAUACUGUUGAGGAGGUGCUAAAGCAGCUUAAAACAGAGGUGGUGGAAGACCAAGUAGAGAAUCCUGAAGCUAAAAUGGAAAUGGAUGAGCAGCCUCUAGAGAAGGACCAGGUCGAGCCACAAGUGGAGAAAACUAGAGAAAUGUGUGAAGAAGAUCCUGAAGAGAAGAAUAGAUUUGAGGUGGUGGAGAAUGAAGUAGAGAAGACUGUAGAGACACCGGUUGAGGAGGUGUUUGAGCCGACAGUCCCUAUGGUGAUACACUACACAGACCCAGAUACCACUUUUGAGGACAUUAUGCAGAUAGCUCAUGAGGCUACUACAGCUGCUAAUGCCGAGGAAGAAGACCCACCUACAAGGGAGGAAGUUCUAGAGACAACUACUCAUGAUGUGGUGGAGUCGUUCUCCCAACUUACAGAGAUGGGAAUGUUGCCUACAGACGAGGAGUUGGUAGAAGCGGCUUGUAAUAGCGCUGAGAGGAGUCCAGAUGUGAUUAUCACGCAUGAGACGACUAUGAAUGAGGAGGAACAAGAACAUUUGUACAGCUACACACCUGAGGAAUGGCUUACUAAAGACCCCAGCGUUCGAGAGGUCGAAGAAGAACCCAUCUGCUUCUUCAUCAGUAUAUUAUUUGUCGAAGGAUGUGUCGACAAAGCUCGACCCAGUUGCUCGUCGUAUGGUUGAGUUCGUCUUCAGUACCCCUGAGGGUAAGGGCUUGGUGGUGCACACUCCUUCAAUUAAACUCGCCCGUCUUC
Messenger RNA from Linum trigynum, 1735 nucleotides. The record is from the annotation of a GenBank genome assembly. Lineage: Eukaryota; Viridiplantae; Streptophyta; Magnoliopsida; Malpighiales; Linaceae.